AUAAUGGGGUGGGAAAUCUAAUUCUCCUGGACUAACUGGUUUCCGAAUCUUAUUCCUCCCCUUUUGCAAUGCUUAUCCUCCUCGCGGAUACCCCAUUUCACGAAAUCACCCAAUUCCUCAAUCAUAUUACUCCACACAGCUCUUGAGAUUGAAGUAGAGGAAACCCAAAGUGUUUGAUUAGUUAGGGCUAUGAGCUACACACAAAGGUGCUUGCCGCAAUUUUUACACAUCAGAGACCGCAGCGCACUGUUACCACCUCCACUCAGCCUCUCGCUUAAACACCAAGGGCAAUCAAAACACAGGAGGGUUGUUAAAAUGUCUGCAGCUGAACUCACUAACUCUAGGAUCUCAUAUGAGUCCUUUGCAAUAAAGCCUCCCGUACACCCUACUUACGAUUUAAAAGGCAUUAUCAAGUUAGCCCUUGCAGAAGAUGCCGGUGAUCGAGGUGAUGUAACAUGCAUGGCUACCAUUCCAUUUGACAUGGAAGUUGAAGCUUAUUUCUUGGCGAAGGAGGAUGGCAUCAUUGCUGGAAUUGCACUUGCUGAUAUGAUAUUUCAUGAGGUUGAUACUUCUUUGAAGGUGGAGUGGUCUAAAAAUGAUGGAGAUUUUAUCCACAAGGGGCUACAAUUUGGAAAAGUUCGAGGGCGGGCACACAACAUUAUCGUAGCUGAAAGGGUAGUGCUAAACUUUAUGCAGAGGAUGAGUGGGAUUGCAACUUUAACUAAGGCAAUGGCAGAUGCAGCAUCCCCUGCAUAUAUUUUGGAGACUAGAAAAACUGCUCCAGGUUUACGUUUAUUGGAUAAGUGGGCGGUAUUAAUUGGUGGAGGUCGGAAUCAUAGGAUGGGUUUGUUUGACAUGGUGAUGAUAAAAGAUAAUCACAUAUCAGCAGCUGGAGGUGUUACAAAUGCCCUGAAAACUGUUGAUCUGUAUCUAGAGCAAAAAAACCUUAAAAUGGAAGUUGAGGUUGAGACCAGGACUCUUGAGGAAGUGGAAGAAGUAUUAGGUUAUGCAUCUCAAACAAAGACUUCUUUAACUCGAAUAAUGUUGGAUAAUAUGGUUGUACCUCUAACAAACGGAGAUGUGGACAUAUCUAUGCUGAAAGAAGCUGUACGGUUGGUCAAUGGGAGAUUUGAAACUGAGGCAUCAGGCAAUGUUACUCUAGAGACUGUACACGAAAUUGGUCAAAGUGGAGUUACCUUCAUCUCGAGUGGUUCCUUGACGCAUUCUGUAAAAGCACUUGACAUCUCCCUAAAAAUUGACACCGAAUUGGCACUUAAAGUUGGAAGGCGCACUGGACGUGCUUGAUUAUUCUUAAUUAUAUAUUUUCUCAUGUUCUUGCUGGUCUUCACUAUGCUACAUGCAUAUCUUGAAUCGGCUUCUUUUUGCUAUAUUGUGUGACUUUCAUGAAGUAAUAAAAGACAUCUCAGAUCAAAGAUAUAAAACAGUUGCUUACCAUAUAUAUGCUCUGCCAAUAAGAAAGCUUGUAAAUUUGAGUUAGCUUAAUAGGAUAGGAAGCUCUGUUUUGGUGCAAAAUUAGGUUUCCAAUGCAUAAAUCUAACUCACUGGUAUAGUUGACUUCAAUAUAGUUUCACUCCAUUACAGGAUUUAAUGGCGUUAAUUUUUUAUAUGGUACUUUACUUUCUGUAUUUUCAUCUGUUGAUUAAGUUCAUGGUGUUUUAAUUGUACUCUACUUUUUCUAUUUUCAUAUAUGGAUUCAGUUCA
Molecule: messenger RNA, 1722 nt
Organism: Lotus japonicus
Lineage: Eukaryota; Viridiplantae; Streptophyta; Magnoliopsida; Fabales; Fabaceae
Product: nicotinate-nucleotide pyrophosphorylase [carboxylating], chloroplastic
Exons: 11
Coding region: 190-1305 (371 amino acids)
Biological process (GO): quinolinate catabolic process; NAD+ biosynthetic process
Cellular component (GO): cytoplasm
Molecular function (GO): nicotinate-nucleotide diphosphorylase (carboxylating) activity
Source: RefSeq, a predicted model, not a curated record